Malus domestica (apple) is the source of this 1987-nucleotide messenger RNA. Its product is annotated as zinc finger protein ZAT1-like. The record is from RefSeq and is a predicted model, not a curated record. Lineage: Eukaryota; Viridiplantae; Streptophyta; Magnoliopsida; Rosales; Rosaceae.
AUCAAUCCAAACCAACACUUCAACUAAAAACUAGGACCUCUUAAUUAUCGCCAUGCAACCCCACAAUUCUUUCCACUACAAGAACAUACACCUUGUUUCCGUCUUCCAUUCUUGACCCACUUCUAUGACCACCAUCUUUCUCCAUCCAUCUCUCCUCUAUAAUUUUGUUUUUUCACCUGAUUUUGGUUUUUUUUUUGUAAUUAAUGGCUUUGAUUGUCGACCAGCAAUCAAGCUUCAAACAUUUCUGUAAAAUUUGCAAGAAAGGUUUUGGGUGUGGUAGAGCGUUAGGAGGGCACAUGAGGGCACAUGGAAUAGGGGAUGAAGGUCACAUCGACGACGAUGAUCCUCCUAGUGAUUGGGAGGAUAAACUUGGCGGCAAUGUACCCUCCACCAACAAGUGCAUGUAUGCCCUAAGAAAAAACCCAAAUCGCCUCAAAAGCUGCCGGGUUUGUGAGAAUUGUGGCAAAGAAUUCUUGUCCUGGAAAUCCUUCCUUGAACAUGGGAAAUGUAGUAGCUCUGUAGAUGCAGAGUCCCUUGUGUCCUCGCCAGGCUCUGAUGGGGAGGAUGGGAAUGGUGGCCGCCGGCGAGGAUGUGGGUGGUCAAAAAGGAAGAGAUCAUUUAGAGCCAAAGUGGGAAAUUUCAGUCCACAUUGCCCAUCAAAUGAGGAAGAAGACCUUGCCAAUUGCUUAAUGAUGUUGUCUAAUGCCACGGUGGAUCCAAUGGAGGUAGAACCAGAAGAGUCUUGUGCUUCGGCUAGCAAAGAGGAGGAACGAAGAAACCCUAUGAACAUAAUGAGUCCUAUGUCACGUGGGUUGACAAUUGACAACAAUAAGUUGAAAGGGGUCGCUAAUAAAGCCUUGUUCGAAUGUAAAGCAUGCAAGAAAGUGUUCAAUUCCCACCAAGCAUUGGGCGGUCAUAGGGCUAGCCACAAGAAAGUUAAAGGGUGCUUUGCCGCCAGGCUUGAUCACCUCGAAGAUAGUAUGGCUGAUGAUGAUGUCAUCACACAUGAAGAGUUCUUUCCCAAUAAAUCCAAUUCAACCCUACAAUUCGAUCAUGGGUCUAAUACUCCAUCAGCUUAUACCUCGAAGAGAAAAUCGAAGGUGCAUGAAUGUUCAAUAUGUCAUCGUAUAUUCUCAUCAGGGCAGGCAUUGGGUGGGCACAAGAGGUGUCAUUGGAUCACGUCCAACUCCACGACAAACACGUAUACUCUAGCCAAGUUCCAUGAAUUUCAAGAGAGUUUGGAGCAACAAAUGAUGAACCAAAAGCCUAUGUUUGAUGCUUCGGAUCCACUUGAUCUGAAGCUUGAUCUUAACCUACCGGCUCCAAUGGAUGAGAAUGGAGUAGGUAGAAGAGAGCGUCCUAAUCCAUCAAGCUUGGAUGUCUCUACAAAUUUCUUUUUACAGCCAUGGAUUGGGACAAAGGAGGAGGACAAUCCUCAACACCACUCACACCACCAAAACGACAAUGACAACAUUAACAACAACGGCUAUAAUCAUAAUAACAACAACAAUAAUAACAGCAGUGAUGUGUCAAUGCAGAAUGCGGUUGAUGAAGCAGACAGUAAGGCAAAGUUAGCAAAGCUAAGUGAACUAAAGGAUAUUACCAACAGUGGGGGCUCCUCACCAUGGUUGCAGGUGGGGAUUGGUUCAACAACUGAUGUUGGAGCUGACCCAUAAUUUCAUGUCAAGGAAUGUGAGAUUUUCUCAGCACUCUGCCCCCCCCCCCCCCCCCCUCUUUUGUUCAAAAAAUUUUGUACCAAGAAAACUGUAAUUAUCGCAAACAAGCCAUAGCUCAACAUUCUUGUUAAAACUUAUUUUUGAACUGUUAAUGUACAUUAUAGUGGGUGAAUAGGAACCCAUAGAAGCCCCAAUCCCUUUCAUGCAUAGCAUGGUUUAUACUUCGACUAAAUCAUUGUACUCUAUCUAUAUGAUUUUUCUUGUUAAAAAUUGUUUGGCAAAGAAAAAAAGAUUCAAGUGCUGUCAUGAUA